AUGGCGAACCAAACGCCAGCCGUUGUCAUGGACAACGGUACGGGCUUUUCAAAGCUUGGUUUCGCCGGCAACGACUCACCGUCCUUCGUCUUCCCGACUGCAAUAGCGACAAAAGCACCUGCGGGUGGCUCCGGGGGGACUGGUUCAGGUAGACCUGCUGUUGCGAACAAACCUUCCCGCUUAACUGGCGGUGCGGGCCCGACUGGUCAUCUAUCAGGGAAGCGGGGGACCGAGGAUCUCGACUACUUCAUCGGCGACGAAGCUCUCGCGGCAGGAAAUGGACCGGGAUACGGAACACAUUGGCCUAUUCGACAUGGUCAAAUAGAGAACUGGGACCAUAUGGAACGUUUCUGGUCGAAUUCCAUUUUCAAAUACCUACGCGUGGAACCCGAAGACCAUUACUUCCUACUAACGGAACCACCUCUGAACCCUCCCGAGAACCGAGAAAACACAGCCGAGAUCUUUUUCGAAUCCUUCAACUGCGCCGGUCUAUAUAUUGCCGUCCAAGCUGUACUUGCUCUAGCAGCGUCGUGGACAUCAGCAAAGGUGCACGACCGAUCGCUCACGGGCACCGUCAUUGAUUCGGGCGACGGUGUCACACACGUCAUCCCCGUUGCCGAGGGAUAUGUCAUCGGUUCUUCGAUCAAGUCGAUUCCAAUUGCUGGCCGUGACCUUACCAGCUUCGUGCAGUCCAUGCUCCGAGACCGAGGCGAGGCCGACAGCUCAAUGAAGACGGCCCAGGAGAUCAAGGAGGAAUACAGCUAUGUGUGCCCCGAUAUUGUCAAAGAAUUCGCAAAAUACGACCGUGAUCCGAGCAAAUUCAUCAAGCACACCGUGACGCAACCUGGCGGCCGCCAAGUCAGCGUCGACGUAGGCUACGAACGUUUCCUUGCUCCCGAGAUUUUCUUCAACCCCGAAAUUUACUCCUCCGACUUUCUGACCCCGCUCCCAGUCGUGGUGGAUGGUGUAAUCCAGCAAAGCCCGAUUGAUGUGCGUCGUGGGCUUUACAAGAACAUCGUGCUUUCCGGCGGUAGCACUCUGUACAAGGAUUUCGCCCGACGUUUGCAGCGGGACGUCAAGCAUCUGGUAGACGCGAGAAUCCGGGCCAGCGAAGUAAAGAGUGGCGGAGCAAGAAGUGGUGGUCUGGAAGUGCAGGUUAUCAGCCACAAGCGCCAAAGACACGGACCGUGGUUCGGGGGCAGCUUGCUAGGACAGACACCCGAGUUCCGCUCAUACUGCCACACCAAGGCUGAGUACGACGAAUAUGGUCCAGGAAUCGUGCGAAGAUUUGCCCUGCUCGGAGGUCCGGGUGGUUCGUAGUUUCUUUAGCCCAAGGGGUUUGUUUAUAAGAAUUAGACGGCGAAAGGUGUCAAAAGCUGUCAUGUACGGAAAAGCGAGGCAGA
Molecule: messenger RNA, 1403 nt
Organism: Pseudomassariella vexata
Lineage: Eukaryota; Fungi; Ascomycota; Sordariomycetes; Amphisphaeriales; Pseudomassariaceae
Product: actin-related protein 3
Exons: 7
Coding region: 1-1320 (439 amino acids)
Biological process (GO): Arp2/3 complex-mediated actin nucleation
Cellular component (GO): Arp2/3 protein complex; actin cortical patch
Molecular function (GO): actin filament binding
Source: RefSeq, a predicted model, not a curated record